AUGAGACUCAACUUCAUUCUCGUCUUAAGCAUCGCGUCGUCUGUGACGGCCCAGGCACUGAAUGGGCCUACGAAGGUGUUCUGCAGUGACAAGAUCGAAGGAGAUGGAGGCUGCGAAGCAAAUGACCAAGAAACCUUUUGCUGCAAUGAAGUAGAGAUUUUCGAGCUCUGGGAAAAGGAGAAAACCGCCACUGUAAUCUCCAAAGACAAAGACGGGGGUUCCUUCUGUUCAACUAAAGGCAGUGCAAUCGUAGGACGCGUAAUGUGCGUCAACAAAAAAUAGAAAGCGCCGGUCGCCUUCCAGUUGCUGGAUUUGCCAGAAGAGAGAAUGAAAGCCACAAGGAGGAACAUGAAGGGGAGUGGGAAGAUGGAAUUGGAAUGA
Molecule: messenger RNA, 381 nt
Organism: Hymenoscyphus albidus
Lineage: Eukaryota; Fungi; Ascomycota; Leotiomycetes; Helotiales; Helotiaceae
Source: the annotation of a GenBank genome assembly